GACCAUCACCAACUGAGGAUUAAGAUCCUUGGAGACUGUUACUAUUGCAUCUGUGGUCUUCCUGAUUUCAGAGAGGACCACGCUGCCUGCUCCAUAAAUAUGGGCCUCGCCAUGGUGGAUGCAAUAUCGUACGUACGAGAGAAGACUAAAACUGAAGUGGACAUGCGUGUGGGCGUCCACACAGGCACCGUGCUGGGGGGGGUGCUGGGGCAGAAAAAGUGGCAGUUUGACGUUUGGUCCACAGACGUAACUGUAGCCAAUAAGAUGGAAUCUGGGGGGAUACCUGGGAGAGUGCACAUUUCCCAGACAACCAAGGACUGUCUGCUAGGAGGUUUUGACCUGGAGCCGGGGGAGGGCGGGGAGAGGUGCGAGUACCUGAUGGAGAAAGGCAUCGACACUUACCUGGUGCUGGUGCCUAAACAGGCGGCCAAUGGGCUCAAUGCAAAUAAACCUGGGAUGUUGUCCAACACAAAUUCAAACCAGUUAAUCAACACUACAGUAACCAAUGGGAAUGCCACCUCACCCCAAUUAACGGCCGCUGACUGUAAACAGGAG
Messenger RNA from Notothenia coriiceps (black rockcod), 555 nucleotides. RefSeq names its product adenylate cyclase type 3-like. Gene Ontology annotation, biological process: adenylate cyclase-activating G protein-coupled receptor signaling pathway; cAMP biosynthetic process; intracellular signal transduction. Gene Ontology annotation, molecular function: adenylate cyclase activity. The annotation marks the transcript as partial. The transcript has 4 exons. Gene Ontology annotation, cellular component: plasma membrane. Lineage: Eukaryota; Metazoa; Chordata; Actinopteri; Perciformes; Nototheniidae. The record is from RefSeq and is a predicted model, not a curated record.